GAUCUGUUCUAUGUGAUUUUUGUCUGGUCGCCCAAAAAGUUACAUAUUGCAGCUUUAAGAAUGAAAAGAGGGGAUGUUAAUGUGGUUGAGCUGGACCUUGAGAUUUGAAGGAGAGGAGAUGUUGACGUGUUGUUGGGGUGUUUGAGCUGAUCUUUGAGAUGGGAUAAAGGAUUGUUGUACGUAUUGUAUAUGUUUUUUGUUUUUAAAAAGUGCUUGAAUAGCUUAAACUCUCCAUUUGACUCCCAAGUGCGCGCUAUAAUCACUUUUACUGACUUAAUACCAGAAGGGAGCAAACCUGAAAAAUCUGUCUUAACAGCAAUUUCCAACCAAACAAUUCAUCAAAAGCAAUCAGACACCACUGAUAUUGGACACGGAAUACAUAACUUCCAUCGAUSUGUCUCUCUGAUGAUCAAUAAUUCACAAGCCGUCUGUGUCAUGCAGUACUUCCUGAUACCAUUUGAGGUCAGAUCACAAAAGCAAUAGAAAUAGACAUCAACAUGUAUCAAAGUAACUGGGAUCAUCUUUUGUCCAGAAAACUGAUUUUCUACCAUGUUAGUUUUUUUCUGUCUAUUAAGAGAGAAUUAGACUGUUAGCCAAUACUACAGUCUCUCUUCUCCUCAGCCCCCUGCUACAGCCGGACAUAGAUCGUUAUCUCUCCCACUGCAAGUUCAACUGUAGCUAUGAUGAGACCAAUUGUGAAACUGCACGCCCUGUGAACUUGGCUCAAGGUAAAAGGUACAGCAAGCGCAUCGAAGGAGAGACRGGGACAUCGGACAGAGGGAGAGUUGCAGAAGAAGAGGAGGAAGUGAGGAACAAAACUACAGACGACUGACAAAAAGAUGCAAAAAAGCCCUGCGCACAGAGCAUGMGGUGGAGAGUUGGAAAAGAUUAGAGAAGAAGACUGCAUUGUAUUAAAUUCAAUGAGGGCCCCACCCUGGCUGCAACAUUAUUGACAAAAAUUAGCGGGUGAAGCUAAACGGCUGUAACCUAGUGUAGUACUGUCAUGCCCUACAUUACCAUGGAGAAUAAAACCUGCCUUCCAUAAUGGGAUCUUUCAUACUGCACCAUCUGGAUGUCACUGGAAACAUGAGGUACAUUCACAAAUGUUAGCCUAGCUGUCAAGGACCAGUCCACAAUUGAUUCGUACCAAAAAGCUGUGAUCGGAUCUGACCRACUUCCUCAACAUCCUAACUUGGUGUCAGCAUCAUUCAUCUGGGUGUUUUGAAGUAAAACAAUUGGUCUGAAGAAGCUCUGAGAAUGAUGACCAUGUCUGUGCUGGCCACCACCGGACCAGAAAGCGGCGGCUCCAUGACACAGCUCGUCCCCAUCCCCACGCUGAACAUCCUCCCCCCGUCCUCAGACACCGAUGCCUGGUCUCGCUCUCCCAGCCCCCGGCCUCCCCGCCGCCACCGGUGCUCCCGCCCCCACCGGAGCAGAGCCCGGAUCAAGAAGAGGAGAGAUGGAGAACAAGAGGAGUCACCCAAACCCUGUUGGGACGGCACUGAGGAGAAGGGGAGGGUGAAGGGGAGCGCUGCUCAAAGAAGCCCCUCACUUCUCCCUUCUCCACGUGGGGGGGCAAGAGGGGUGGACGCGGUCCUGGGCCCUUCCCCGGACCUCUUGCUACCCCCGUCGUCUCGUACCUCCCGGUCACGUAGCUCGUCUCCCGGCUGGCGUUCACGCUGGUCCCUCAGGAGUCUGCUCAGCAGGGAGUCUGACUGGGACAGCUGCAGUACUGCCAGUAACUCUCCGCGCAGCACCCCUGGCAGCUCCCCCUCUCUGCGCCGCCGGGUGCUGGGGGGUAGUGGUGGGGGUGGAAGCAGGACCAGCGACGCGGAGGGUGGCCCGGGGGAGCGCAGUGGGGAAAGGAGGGGUUCGGACAGCCCACUACUCUCUUCCUCCGCCGGCGCCUCCGCUUACCCAAUCGCCUCGCGCCAUUUCAGCCGCAAUGCCAAGAAAAUGCAGAGCUGGUACAAUGUUCUCAGUCCCACUUAUAAACAGCGCAAUGAGGAUUUCCGUAAACUCUUCAAGAAGCUGCCAGACACGGAACGCCUCAUUGUGGACUACUCAUGUGCACUGCAGAAAGACAUCCUACUCCAGGGGAGACUAUAUCUGUCAGAGAACUGGCUCUGCUUCUAUAGCAAUAUCUUCCGCUGGGAAACCACUAUCACAAUCCUGCUGAAAGAUGUGACCACCCUGACCAAGGAGAAGACUGCAAAGGUCAUCCCCAACGCCAUUCAGAUCAGCACCGACCACGACAAGCACUUCUUCACGUCUUUCGGGGCGAGGGAUCGCAGCUACAUGAUGAUUUUCAGACUGUGGCAGAACGCACUGAUGGACAAGCCUCUGUCGCCAAAAGAGCUGUGGCACAUCGUCCAUCAGUGUUACGGCACUGAGCUGGGCCUCACCAGUGAAGACGAUGACUAUGUCUCCCCCACCGGCGAGCACAUUAACGGUCUACUGCCAGUGGAUGAGUCAGUCUCUGUCUCUGACCUGUUGGACCUCAGCUCCUUUGGGGCCAUAGCUUCUCUGGCAGCUCCCCGUCCUCCAUGGCAGCCUUGUUCCCCAUAUGUGGAGGAGGRCGGGGACAGCYUGUUGGAGUSKRCCAAUCAYAUGRUGCCCCCGUCUKCCRCCAGCCUGGGAAACCUCUCCUCAUUGGACCAGCUCACCAACGACGACGAGCUGCCCACCGACCCCAGCAACUCCUCAGACACACAGGAAGAGGACGAGGUGGAGUCGUUCUGUGCGGACCUGGCUGGCCGGCUGCACAUCAACAUGGUGGUGCGCAUGAGCGUGGACAAGCUGCACGACCUGCUCUUCUCCGCAGACACACACUUCAUCCAGCAUCUCUUCUCCCAGCGCCACUUCACAGACCUGUCAGUUCGUGAGUGGCAGCAGGACAGCAGUAGUGGGAACACCAACCGGAUCCUGAGUUACACCAUCGCCAUCAACAACCCCCUGGGCCCCAAGACCGCCCCCGUAGUGGAAACUCAGACGCUGUAUAAGAGCAGUGCCCCGGGCGAGUGUUACGUGGUGGACUCGGAGGUGAUUACCUCGGGCAUCCCCUACCAGGACUACUUCUACACCGUGCACCGCUACUGCCUCACCGCCAUCAACAAGAACAAGAGCAGACUCCGGGUGUCGUCAGAUAUCUGCUACAAGAAGCAGCCGUGGAGCCUGGUGAAGGCGCUCAUCGAGAAGAACACCUGGAGYGGCAUCGAGGAGUACUACAGACACAUGGAGAGUGAGGUGUGUAAGCUGGAGACCCUGCUCCAGUCUGAGGUGUCAGUGGUGACCUCUGGGGAUGUGGUGGGGGCAGACUCUGCCAAGACACCCCCGGCCAUGCGGCGACGCAAACGCACCUGCUCCCGGCGCCCGGGGGACCGGGAGAGAGAGGGAGGGGGCGCRGGAGGUGGAGAGCGCGGGGACCGAGGGAUGGGAGAGGAGCGGAGAGAGGCGGGUGGUCAGUAUAAGCACGGAGAGCGGUGGCGUGGCGGAGGCAGCAGCAUCUCUACCAUACUGCUCAUAGUCAGCUUCAUGAUCUGUGUCAGUCUGGUGGUGUUGGUGGCCCUCAACAUGCUCUUGUUUUACAAGCUGUAUUCUCUGGAGAGAGCUGCGCACACGCUGGAGACGUGGCACUCCUUCUCUCUGUCUGACAGUCCUCUACCCCAGUCGGCAGGAGAGUGGGCCCAGGUGUUGCAGCUCCAGAGACAGAUCCACCAGGCCCAGCUGGGCAAAUGGCAACAGAUCCUCCAAUCCUCAGUCACUCUGCUAGACCAGAUGAAACAGUCGUUGGAAAAGCUCCACCGUGGCGUCGUCACUCCAGAAGUCCAGCAGGAUCCCCCCUCGAACCCCACUUCGGAGUCUCUCACUGAGCACUGAUCCUCCACCCUCCAGCCCUCACCAGCUCUCAAGUGGGUAUGAAUAGACCAUGGGGAGGGGUGGCCAGAGGGGGAGGGUUAGGCUGGGCCAAUCAGGGAGAGUGACUCACUCUCACCCGACCCCCAAGCUCCACUCCUGCUUCUCUACUCAAAACAGACAGGGAGAGAUGUGGGGGGAGUGGGAAUUACCUGUAGGGGACCUUCACUACCCAUAACUCCCCACACCUCAGAUUGAGCAACCUGCAAUGGGGUUGGGGGGUGAGGGACCUUUGGGACUACGCUACCCAUAAAUCCCCACACCUCAGUCUUGAGUAACCUGCAAUGGCAAAGUUCCACCUUCCAUAGUCACCACCACCUCUCACGUCCAGACAGUUAGACUGGGAAUGUCUUCAGGACUACAGCAAUAACAUAGCAUGGUGAGCCAACCAUAUCUCCCACAGUCAGGGCUAACGGCUGGCCAGUUUGUAUAGUACCAUCCGCUCCUCACAUGCAACCCAACCAUGCUGCUCUCCCUGAACCAUCUCCCCUGCCUGAGAAUCCAAGAGACGUUUUCAAGAAAGACAGACGAUCGACUGCAUUUCAACAUGUGCAGCCCUGCUGCUGCAUUUCAAAUGGACAGACUCGGGGUCCAAAGCAUUUCAAAAUGGAUUGACUUGGUCCGACUGCAUUUCUCAAAAUGGGCCAACCUGGAUUAACUUUGCGUUUCAAAAUGGAUGGAAAUUGGGAGCUUUCCCAGCCCUGAGAAACAGCUAUGGCUCUGUUCCCAGCUGAAGCCAGCCUAGGGGACUUAUGUGCCUCGRUGUGAKGGGUCCGCUCARCUAAGUCCCCCUUGAGCCUCUGGAAAUGAGGGACACAUGAGGAGAGAGGGACGAGAGAAGGACGAGAGAGGGGAAAGCUCUGAUAGAUACAGGAGACUUUCUGUAAUCCAACUAUUUGUCGUUCWUUCUUUCUCUCUCUUUCUCUCCAUCCAUCUGGGAUCAGCAGCUUCCAUCUUAAAGGCUUGAUCUCUUACAAAAGCAGUCCGUCCUCUGCUAGGGGAGAGUCAUUUCAAAACAAGACUACAUUUUUUUCAUUUUCAGGUGUGAAUAAUACAAAAAGACUCCUAAAUCCUCUACUAGCUCGUUUUCUUUCAUUAGCUGUCUUUUUGAGGGUGACUGGGUYGUUUUGAGAAUUGAGAGAGCGAAUGAUGAGUGUGCGCGCCAGACCAUUACAGUAUUUAUUUAACACGACUUUGAUUUCGAAAAGUCCUGUCCCGCUCUCAAUACGAGUGAUUUUUUUUCUUUUUUUUCCUCCUAUAUGCUCUGUGUUAAUACUUCAGCACGGACCAAGAAAGAGCUGUAAAGUGAAUAUUUUAUAUUUCCUGGUCAUAGCAAUAAUGAUAUUUGGUGAUUAUACUACUUUUGAAUGUGUAAAAAGUAGUAUAUCACUAAAGUGUGUUUAGGGCAAAAUGAGACAAGCAAGCAAAGAUCUGGAGUUGGAGAAGAAGACUGACAUGUGUUAGAAAGAAGUGUCCUCAACGUCACAUCGUCACUGUUACAUUUGGUAUUAUUAAGAUUAGUAUGAUUGAGUUUGUUUUUGUCUGAGUUUUUUUGUUGUUUGUUUUCCGCACUUGGUCAACUUCCUAAUUGUAUUAUUGGAUCGGACUUGAAGUGUUUCAGGGUUACUGACUGUACUCUGUAGACCAGUCUGCGUUCCAAAUAACACCCUAUUCCCUUUUAUAGUGUGGUGCACUACAUAGGAAAUUAUGUGCCGUUUGGGACGCAGACUCCGUAGACCAGGUUAACAGAGGGAUGCAAUAAACUAGUGACUUUCUAGUGUGGACUGGACUUAGAAAGGACCAACCAGAAGUCUAGGCCCGGAAAAAGAUAAAGGGAAACUAUUGCAGUACUGUGUUUGAGUUCAAAUUGAUGUUAUUCCUUUUCAUUUUAUAUCUUUAUUUUGUAGUCUAUCCUGUUUCUUAUUGUUUUUGUUUUUCGAAAGGGCAUCUAAUUUUCUUUUCUGCACCCCCCCCUCUGAUUUCCCCCCCCCACUGUCAUAAACCAUCUUCUCUYUUCCUAAUUAUUUUCCUUUUCAACCUCCCUCCUAUUGUCUCGUGCACUCUUCCCCUCUCUCUCUUUCCUCGUUGUGCUCCCUACCCCCCUUUCUCCUUCCGUCUCUCGCCUGUGGAAGUGUGUGAGCCUUGCUGUGCACGGCCAAACAGUGAGUGAUCAAAGGAUUUACUAUAUUUAUUAGGGUCAGGUAGGAGAGGGGGGAUGGGGGUCGCGGGGAGCAAAUGUACUGUAAACGAUUUGAUUGUACACAAUGCCCUGGAGAGAAAUGAAGAGUUAUUUUUUUWAAGUGUGUGUGUCAUGUUAACCAUUUUCAUAAAAAGUUGAACUAAAAAGUAUUUAAAAACA
This is a messenger RNA of Salvelinus sp. IW2-2015, 6274 nucleotides long. The record is from RefSeq and is a predicted model, not a curated record. Lineage: Eukaryota; Metazoa; Chordata; Actinopteri; Salmoniformes; Salmonidae.